Messenger RNA from Hyalella azteca, 4786 nucleotides. RefSeq names its product alanine racemase. Gene Ontology annotation, biological process: peptidoglycan biosynthetic process; D-alanine biosynthetic process. Lineage: Eukaryota; Metazoa; Arthropoda; Malacostraca; Amphipoda; Hyalellidae. Gene Ontology annotation, molecular function: alanine racemase activity; pyridoxal phosphate binding. The record is from RefSeq and is a predicted model, not a curated record. The transcript has 7 exons. Gene Ontology annotation, cellular component: cytosol. Bases 1975 to 3252 code for a protein of 425 amino acids.
UGGAGAGGUUGUGUGUGAAGCAGUGCAGCAUAGUCUCGUACGAGUGAAGUGCUUCAUGCUGUUUCUUUGACCGAGACUAAUUUUGUCUCCAUUUUUAUUCUUCAUUAAAUUUCUAGGCAUUUCGUUUAUUUUUAUGAUUCGAUGGAUUGUAUUUAUCGAAUGAAAAAAAGCACCAAAACUAAUGACGUCAAAGCACAUGUUUCUUUCGACGCGUGGAGUUUCCCCGCUUGUUGCAGCUACUUUUUUUCGAACCACUUGAGGAUUCUCGGCAAAAUGUCCCCUAAAAAAUAAUUAAUUCUGUUUUAGGAAGAAAUUGACUGUUGAAAACCUUUCUGCGGUUUUUUGUAGUUUGUAACUGACAGAUAGGUUGCUUAUUUUCAAAAGUUAUUUGUCGCCUGUGCCAAUAAGCGGUACAUUUAAUAGUGCGGUAGUCAUCGUGUGCACGGCUACUUUAAUAGUGAGGUGGUCGUGUUUAAUAGUGAUGUAGUCGUCAACGGCAUUCAAGGUUAUACACCGCAAUUUUCAUCUGAUAUUUGGAAUAUUUCUGCUAAUCAAAGCUUUUCUGCUGACGCUAAAAAUUUAACUGGAGGAGUGAGGACUGGUCGUCUCUGCCCUGAAUUGUACAUUGUCAAUGUCAUAUCAGUCACCAAUUGUGUAACACGAGGAAGGAUAUAUCCAAAGAAAGAACUCUUUGUUUUGCCAGUACAUCCGCCCCUGCUCUUCUCCUGAUAAGAGUUAUUGUGUUCUCACCUGUGCUCCGCACGCCCCAUUUACACUGAAGACGGGAUCGAAUCGAUUGCGAGCCUGCGCAGUUUAGUUAAACUAAGCCAUGUGUUUUGUAACUAGUGCUAUGGCAAUGUAUUCAUAGAUGUGCAUUUGAGUACAGCAAUUAUUAGGAGACAAAUUUUAAGAUAACCUUUGCUUUACUAACGAAUACAUUGGUCAUGGAUGCCUAAAGUCCUAAACUACAUGGAGCUUACCUGGCGAUAUUAGGCAAGCAAUGUUCCUUGAAUGAACUGAAGUGUGCCACCCAAUGCCAUGUAAAAACGAAAUAGGUAAUUAAAAUGACGCUAUUGGCGCAGUACACACCAACGUCGCUAGUAGCGUCGAAUAUGUUAUUUUAUAUCUGGCAAAUACGUAUUGAUAAUAUAUCUACUGUAUUAAGCAAUCUCCGAAGUAUUAAACCUCGUUGGGACCUCCUUUAUUCAUGUCGAUAUCAGUUCGAUGCUUGCGACUUGAACUAAACUCAUGGGGUGUUCAGUCUGUGAUGUUCAAGAAGUUUUAGCAUGAAAUUUACGCAAUCUUCAUUUAAUUUUGAUAGUUUCUUUGUUUAGUUUAUUAUUUGUUUUUGUGUCGCUUAUAGGGGAAAUCUAAGUCUAAACGGGAUUUAGCUGUUGACAGCCAUGCAUCGAACUAUGCUGUUAAAUUCCUAAAUCUUAAUCAAGAAAGUUCGUUCAUGUUAUUCCAUUUUUGUAAUUUUAACCAUGUGCAGCACCGAAGUUGCAAGACGAUCAAAUCUCUUUUUUGUCAUUCAUCAAAUUCUUUCGCUUGUUGGUCUUAGAUGUGCGUAGUACGUCGGAUGAAGUAAUAUUGAAGUUCAUUUUAGUUUUCAAACGUUAAAAGAAGCAAAUAUUAAUGCGUCACAUAAUGUGUGUCUAUCAUUGAAUGCCAUUUGCCUACUUCACGUGCAUAUUAUUUCGAACAUCGUAUUUUCUCGAAGUUUGAUUAUUUUUCACUUUAAGUUUAUAAUUGGCGUUAGAUUUCUUAUACAUCGCAGUGUCAGGCAUUCGACAUUUUGGAGAUCCCAAGAUUUUAACCUUAUCUUAACGUGAGUGAAUAUAACUACUUCAGACGAGACCCGUAGAACAUUAGACGAUAUAUCUAAUUUCAUACUUUUUAUAAUACUCGUAUUAAUAUAUAAUUACAUAGUACCCUAAUUUAGUACUCUCACGAUAAAUUUCAUCAUAUUUCGUUAUGAAAACAUUGCCGGAGGAGAAAAUGUUUCCAUUAGCCUCCAGUUUUCCUUGCCCAACACCUCCUCUGGCUGCGCCCUACGAAGACCCCACGCUGCUGGACGCAGUGUUCAGAAGCGCGGGGCGGCGUACGGUUAUCGUCGUCAGCCUCGACGCUGUGAAGCAUAACAUUGCAGCACUCAAGGCACUCGUGUCACCGACUACUGAAGUGAUGGCGGUGGUGAAGGGAGGUGCGUACGGCAGUGGGGUGAUGGGGGUGGUGGGUGCCGUACUCGAGGCGGGAGCCACGGAGCUCGCGGUCGCCACCGUCAGCGAGGGCGUCUUCCUCCGCACGCAGGGCGUCGCUGUGCCCAUUGCAGUUCUGGGCAACCUGAACCCAGAGGAGCUGCCUGACGUGCUCACCUACAGACUGCAUCCUACCGUGGGGUGGGCGCGCGCGUUUCAGCAGUCAGAGCCCAUCUCUCUCAAGUAUCACGACGGGAGCCCUUUGGAAGUUCACGUCGAGAUUGACACAGGAAUGUCUCGCUUUGGAGUUCAGCCCCAAGACUUGGCCGAGCUCAUGACAACUCUUGACCAGCGAGGAAUCAAAGUUCGGUCACUUUACACACACUUCCAAUCUGCUAUCACUGAGCGCGACCUCAACAAGCGACAAUAUGACAGCUUCAUAGAAGCCACCAAGGCUUUCCCCGGAAUACGACGUCACGCUGCGGCCACGACGGGCUGCGUGCAGGGUCUGGGGGGCGAGUUAGACUUCAUCAGACCAGGCGGGGCCGUCACUGGGCUGUGUUCAGGCUCCUCUGAAGCGGAUGUCAAGGCAUUUGCCGAGUUGGGUUUCCAGCCAAGCUUCUCGUUAGUGGCGCGCCCUUCGUUCUACAAGCUGCUGGAGCCCUGCAGGGGCGUGGGCUACGACAGCACUUACACCUCGAGCUCGCACGAGUGGAUCGCUAACUUCAACACAGGAUGGUCCGAUGGACUCGCCAGGAAGCUCAGCAACUGCGGUCACGUCUUGAGAAUUAAAACAGGAGAGCUAUGCCCCAUCGUGGGUCGGGUUUCUAUGGACUCAAUGACGGUGCGUGUGCCAGAGGAGCCUGGCGCUGAGGAGACGUUCGUGAUCAUCACGCCGGACUUCCACCCGCUCACCUCUGCUGUAGGGGUCGCGCGCUCCCUCGGGGCCGCCGUCUACGAGGUGCCUGGCAACUGGGGGAGCAGGCUGCCUAGAGUUACGGUCGAGGGCGGUAAAGUUAAACAAGUUUACCGCAGUCUCGAGUAUACCAACUAAAAAAGUUUACCGCAGUUCCAAGUGCACUAACUGAAUAAUUUUCCCCUUACUCACUAUUGAAGCAACUAAUAAAAAGUUUAUCACAGCCGCGAGGGCACCAGCCAGUCUCGAGUAAGCAAGCCAAUUAACGAGAUGUGUCGUGCUGUACGUUUCCGUGUACCGUAUUAUGAUACUGUACAAGUUAAUGAAAAUAUUUUGGUCGCGGGUUCGGCAGAAAAAGCGCGCCAAGUACAAUGAAUUGAUUUUUCGACUAACGCGAGAUGUAUUUUCAUACACUGAAUUUUAGAAAACUAAAUUAUUUUUCUUCGAUAUGAGGAUGAAUCUUUUAUAUCGUAGCAAGUAGAAGUUUGUCUGGAACAAGCUAAAAUACUAUGUACAUAGAUUUUUAAAACGUAGAAAAUAUUGAACGGGACCUGAAUAUAUUAUAUAUUACUCAGUAGCCCUACAGCAGCAGCGCUCGUGUAGCGCUGCUUACGAUAAGGGAAGGCUUCUUCAGCCGUCAAAAUGUGCUCACUUUUUUACCCUAACUCAUAAGAUUCCACUUCAUGACAAUUUUUUUAAAUUAAUUUUCAAUUGAUGUACGAGUGACGGGUCCACAAAUUAAUGCUGACAAUUUUUCUUGCGUUGUCCUUUUUGUUGCUUCUUGCUACAUCGUCGUCGUAUACUGUUGCCACGUUUUAUUUCUCGUCUUGUUGAAGUUCCGCUGGAAUUGUUAUACUGCACGCGUCAUCUUUCUUGAAACGUCAAUUUUAUGCUUCAGUUUUAAGCGAAUAUCGACAGGCUUUGGAAAGAACGCCAUAAAAGCUGCACGCUUGUGAACUCUUCCUGCAGCGAAACAACUUUCGAUACUUCAUUCAAAGUUUUAUAUUUUUUGAUGGCUAUCAAUUUUAUUUGUCCAACUCGGGGAACUUUCUGCGGCUCUUCAAGCACAGAAAGCCUUGAUUAACGCAGGUAUUAUAACGUACAAUCACUUACACUAGAAGUUACGAAAAAUAGCUCUCUGAUUUUGGUCAGUAUGGCUAUAUUAUAAUAUAUUUGUUACCUAGACCUAUUACCUUGUGGAGUUUGUUAAGAAAUAAAUAUUUUAUCGUAGAAUACAAAAUGCUUGGUGAAAAUAUUGAUUAAAACCCAUGAAUGAUAGCUGUAUUGAUUUAGAAUUAUGUAGAAUACAAAUACAACACUUAAUACUUAGGAACAAUCUAUGUAGCCAUCCGUCAUUUCAAUCUACAGCCUUGAUAUUUGCACAUUGGGUGCGCAUGUACUGACAAUUCUAUAAGCUAUUAAGUGGCAACUCAAAUGCGCGUCGCAAACAAGAAAAAAAAAUUAGGAAAUAUUUGAACGCACAAGUUUCGUUUUUUGAUGCUGAUGUACGCAUGGUACUGCCCGUAGAGCUUAGGGUGGAAAUAUAAUUCAUUCAUUGAGAAAUGAUGGGGCUUGUAGGUAGAAGCGCUCGUUCCUUAUUUUAAAAACAAGAACUUAGAAUUAGAAAAAAAGACUGCCGCCUUAAAAAUAAAUCUUACCCUUAAACGAAGUU